AUAUUCAACCCCCCUUUUCCUAUUCACCCUUCCUGUCUUCUCAACUCUGAUCUCUCUUACCAACAAAAGAGAGAGAACAACUAGUCAAAGCCACCUGCAAAAUGGCUUCUACUUCUUCCUUAGCUUUCCCUUCUCUGCAGCUACAAUUCCAAACACCACGCAAGUCCUUCACAUCUACUCGCCGUGUUUUCCUCCGUCCGAUCUGCGCUUCUGUCUCCGAAAAGUCAUCAUCUUCAUCCUCCUCCAUCUCAUCGCAACCCGCAGAACCAACCCAGCUUCCCUUGAGGAAAAUCCCCGGCGACUAUGGCCUUCCAUUUGUUGGUCCCCUCAAGGAUCGCCAGGACUACUUCUACAACCAAGGCAGGAAUGAGUUCUUCAAGUCUCGCAUCCAGAAGUACCAGUCCACCGUGUUCCGAGUCAACAUGCCACCGGGCCCUUUCUUCACCACCAAAUCCCAGGUCAUCGUUUUGCUCGACGGCAAGAGCUUCCCUGUUCUCUUUGACGUUUCCAAGGUCGAGAAGAAAGACCUCUUCACCGGCACCUACAUGCCUUCAUUGGAGCUCACCGGCGGUUACAGAACCCUCUCCUAUCUCGACCCCUCGGAACCCAAGCACGACAAGCUCAAGCGCUUAAUGUUCUAUCUUUUAAAAUCCGGUAUCAAGUCUGUGAUCCCCGAGUUUCACUCCAGCUACUCCGAGUUGUUCGAAACUCUUGAAACUAAGCUCGCUGACAAGGGUAAGGCCAGCUUCAACGAAGCCAACGAUCAAGCUGCGUUCAAUUUCUUGGCUCGAUCACUCUACGAAACUAGUCCAUCAAAUACCCAACUCGGCACCGACGGUCCUAAAUUGGUCCAGAAAUGGGUUCUCUUCCAACUGAGUCCAAUUCUAACUCUUGGUCUUCCCAAGUUCAUUGAAGAUCCUCUGAUUCACAGUUUCCCUCUGCCACCGUUUUUGGUCAAGAAAGACUACCAGAGACUCUACGACUUCUUCUACCAGUCAUCCGGCCACGUGCUGGACGAGGCUGAGCGGCUGGGAGUGUCAAGAGACGAAGCGUGUCACAAUCUGAUAUUCGCCACGUGUUUCAACUCAUUCGGAGGCAUGAAAAUCCUCUUUCCCAACAUGCUCAAGUGGAUCGGCCGCGCCGGGGCCAAACUCCACAGCGAACUAGCGCAGGAGAUCCGCUCAGUUAUCAGAUCCAACGGCGGGAACAUAACCAUGUCGGCCUUGGAGAAAAUGCCUUUAAUGAAGUCUGUGGUGUACGAAGCUUUCAGGAUCGAGCCACCGGUUCCGUUACAGUACGGUAGGGCAAAGACUGACCUAGUCAUUGAGAGCCACGACGCAGCGUUUAAGGUUAAAGAAGGCGAGGUGUUAUUUGGGUUCCAACCUUUUGCGACCAAGGAUCCCAAAAUCUUUGAAAACGCGGAGGAGUUUGUGCCGGACAGGUUUGUCGGUGAGGAAGGUGAGAAGUUGUUACAGCAUGUGCUUUGGUCUAACGGUCCUCAGACGGAGGCUCCGACGGUCGGGAACAAACAAUGUGCCGGAAAAGACUUCGUGGUUUUGGCAUCGAGGCUGUUGGUGGUGGAGUUUUUUCUCCGGUAUGAUUCAUUCGAGAUUGAAGUAGCAGCUUCGCCUUUAGGAGCUGCCAUUACUAUGACCUCGUUGAAAAGAGCUAGCUUUUGAAGAGUUGAGUUUAUGGUAAAAAUUUGAUUUUAACUAGUAGCCGUUGUAAAAUUUUUGUUCUGAGGUGAUGAUUGUCCUAGGGUAUAUAAGGUUGUUUUUGUUGUGGGACUUUUUGCAUACUGAUCCCGCAGCACUAUGUAGCUUUGUAUCCAAAGGUGUGUGCUAUCCAACUAUGAAUGAAAAUGAAUAUUUCAGUGCAUGUGGGAAUUGUGAUUG
Molecule: messenger RNA, 1895 nt
Organism: Fragaria vesca subsp. vesca
Lineage: Eukaryota; Viridiplantae; Streptophyta; Magnoliopsida; Rosales; Rosaceae
Product: allene oxide synthase, chloroplastic-like
Exons: 1
Coding region: 102-1679 (525 amino acids)
Biological process (GO): sterol metabolic process; jasmonic acid biosynthetic process
Cellular component (GO): chloroplast envelope; chloroplast thylakoid membrane
Molecular function (GO): iron ion binding; oxidoreductase activity, acting on paired donors, with incorporation or reduction of molecular oxygen; heme binding
Source: RefSeq, a predicted model, not a curated record